AAAACCUAAUUCUUAUUCCUCAACCCUCCCUUCACUCUUUCCCCUUUUUUCUCGUGUUAACAAGAUUAUGUUAGUUAGUUAUUACGUAGUAGAUGUAUCAGAGUCUGAGAAUAAUGAUAUGGAUAUUGUACUCUAUCUUAAUUAUGGAUUAAGUAUGUUUCGGUAUAAGAUACGUUGAACCUUAUUAAGAAUGAUUUUCUCUUCCUCGACUUCAUGAUAUAUUAGGUGCAUUCAAUGUUAUAAUUGAAAAUCUACAUGUAAAAUUUUAGGUAUUAUAAUGUUGGAUGUACGGGUCGGGUAUUACCCAUGGGUACCUGAAACCCACGGGUGCGGGGGAUGGGUUUGCAAAAUCUUUCACAGCAUGGGGAUGGGGCGGGUGUGGGUAUAGAUAAUUGAAAGCGAGGAUGAGGAUGGUUUAGCCAAACCUGCCCCAUUGCCAUCCCUAUGGACGGAUGAUUCAAGAUAAUUUUGUCAUUGACGUUCUUGGAAUAACACCUCUCCCCACAGUAUCGCGCUCCGCCUAAAAGGACCCUACAUCAACCACUCUGUACUGAGAUUAUGGCGGAACACCUGAGCGGAAUACCGCCCGCCCUCCCCACACACAAUGGAACAACGUACCCAGAAGACCACGUCAGCAGCUUCUGCCUCCGCAUGCAGCUACAAACAAACUCAAACGCGACACUAUGCAGGACCUUCUCGUCCAUGUUCGCAGGCAUAUGUCUAGACUAGUACAACCGUCUCCCCAACGGAAUCAUCCGCACGUUCGAGGAAUUCAUUCUACUGUUCACAACGAAGUUCGCCUCACAAAAACGAAGGUCGCUUCACCUCAAAGCUUUGAUCGACCUAAAACAGAAGGACGGGAAGCCGUGCGGGCAUUCUACGUCAGAUGGUCGAGAACCGCGAUGGUGGUACGUUACCUGACACCGGAGACCGCUUCCCACCACCUCAUGGAAGCCACCACCAAUGCGGAGUUGAAACGCGCGCUGGCAAAGCGUCCCGUUGACUCGCUCCUACCAUCACUCUAGAAAAUGGCCAAGUGUAACCACCUCCUAAAGCAUAGUAUAGCGGGUUUGGGUUUUAAUGUCAACCCGGAUCCUAGAUGUGAUGACUACUCCGUGAGUUCUUAUUAUUUAGCAGUGAAACUUUAGUGAAGGUCUAAACAAGCAAACAAGCAAAGCAAGUAAAAAGGUUGUUUUCGAGUCGAGAGAGGUCACCCGGAUAUGGUUCCCCCUAGACUGCAGUUAAGCCGGAUUGUAAUUUACCAAGUUUAGGUUCAAUGAUAGUUAUACUGCGGGAGAUUCUUAAACAGUCUGAAGUCUCGACUAAAGGUCUCCAGACCCUCUCAAUCUGAGUCUCCAGUGGGCGACUAACCUCCACCAGAGUAAACAGAUUGAGGCCCUAACGAACCAAACCUCCACUACCGAAGUAAAUUCGGUACAAAAUAGUGAAUUGACUCCUCGACUAAAGUCGCCAAUUCACUACCUUCAAUCAAGGGUGCUCUAUCAACCUAGACAGAUAUUCUCUUUCUAGGUUAAAUCAGAAACAACAGAAAUUUUAUCAGGAUUCAUGCCAUUCAACAAAUCAAACCUCAAUUGAACAUAAUCAUACCACUGAAUCUGUACUUGGGUUCAUACAAUCAUACCUAACAUACAAAUCUAGGGUUCUUCAUACCCAGGUGAAUAAGAAAGCUACUCCAUAGAGAGAGAUGGAAAAUCUAGCUCAGAUGCGGAAACCAUAUUGUGAAGGAUGGGAAUCUGCUUCUGGCACUCAAUCAGAUCUUCUCCAAGCUCAAGUCGCGCUCCAAUGGUGAUGGAGAUCGAUCAAGGACACUUGCAGAACCAGGUUCGUCACUUUCUCUCUCUAGGUAUCGCUUUUUCUCUCUAAAACUCUUAACCCUUCACUUUUGCCCUUCUUUUCCCUUAAGAAGCUGUCUGUCGCGAUCCCCGGCCUGAAUACCCGGUCGGGUAUUUUGGGUGGCGACCGGGUAUUAUCAAAACGCACCGUCGGGGAACAUGGGAAAAUCCCCGGUCAAGGCAAGAAAUACUCGACCGGGGAUUUCUGCUUACUGCCCGGGCCCCCUUCUGCUUCUCAGAGACGCCCGAAACAUAAAUUCCCCGGUCUGCUCCAAAUAAUACCCGGCCGGGUAUUUCUGCUCAUGGUCGGGUAUUUUGCUCCUCAAGCACACUUCACCCCAAACGUGCUCCUUUCGACCCGAAACUCGUUUCUUCGCCUCGAUGCCAACGCUAAGCCCUGAAAUAUGACGUAAACGCACAACCUAGCUUGAAAUUGACUCAAAACACGAGAAUCAACAUCUCAAAUGGCUCAAGAAUAGGGGUAAAAACAUGUGCAAUCAAUGGUCUAUCACCCGUCACACUGUCCUCGGAGUUGGAGGCAAAAAACGAGAAAGCCAUCACCUUAGAGGAAACCCUCGGAGCGGGAUCUGUCCGUCGUUACGAACCAACCAAGCCACCAAGAGACGAGCAAAGGAGACGGGAUCCGCAACCACUCAUGCAGUACCAUAGCGGAUAUGGAAAACCCCUAGCCCCACCAGAGCCGGCACGCUUAGACGCUCUCCAGACAGGCGCCCGCCCAUCAGCUUCACCCUUCUUAACGACUCAGUAAAGAACAUAUUCCACC
Linum trigynum is the source of this 2637-nucleotide messenger RNA. The record is from the annotation of a GenBank genome assembly. NCBI's taxonomy places the organism in Eukaryota, Viridiplantae, Streptophyta, Magnoliopsida, Malpighiales, Linaceae.